AUGGCGAACGGCCAGCCCCUGCUCGGGGAGGGUGGGGCGUUGCUUUACGACACGGUAAACUCCUACUACUGCGGAGUCGCCCGCAUGGCUCUGCACGAGAACGACGUUCCGUUCAGGUCCGAGUACCUCAGCAUGCCCCGCCAGCACACAUCGCGCCCUGGUUCGCACGCCUCAACCCCGAGAUGCAGCUCCCAACCCUGCUGCUCCCGUCGGGGGCUGCCGUGACCGAGAGUCGCGGCAUCGUGACGCACGCCUACGGCGGCGGGCCGGGGAGUGCGGCGGAAGAGGAGGUGUUGGACUGGCUUUACAGGGAGGACGCGGGCAGCCUUGCCUGGCUCACCGGCCGGGAGAAGAUACCGCUGCUCAAGGUGGUGUUGGGGUGUGGUAUGCAGCGCCAGAUGGUAAAGACCUUCCAAAAGAUUCAGCAACAGGCUCCAGAUUUGCACGACGUGUACGCUGCAAAGAUGAAGAAGGUUUCCAAGAAGCACUUCUCGAAGGAAAUCGGGGACGUCGCGAGCCGCCUGGCAGAGACGAUGGGUCUGCUGGAGCGGGCGAUGGCUCGCAGUCCCGGCCCCUGGCUUCUCGGCUCGCAGUUUGGACGUGCGGACGCGGUGGCCGUCGUGUGGCUGCAGUGGGUGGCGAGGUGCAACGAGUAUGGCGCCGCGCCGGUCGCGAUGCCACAAGCUCUUGCGCGAUACCUCGAGCGUGCUAAGGAGCGUCCUGCAUACCAAAAGGCCCUCGGGCAGUAUGGCCGGGAUGCGUUCGUGCUGCACAUGAUCGCCAGGAAGAACCGCGUCAUUGGCAGCAUUUUGCUCGUGCUGGUGUCGGCCCUACUCUUCGCGCUGUGGCACGCGUGUGGUGGGCGCGUGUGA
Molecule: messenger RNA, 872 nt
Organism: Prorocentrum cordatum
Lineage: Eukaryota; Dinophyceae; Prorocentrales; Prorocentraceae
Source: the annotation of a GenBank genome assembly